AUGCCCUUCCUGUGGGGCGAUCCGGCCUCGCAUUUCGGGACCGACAAUGACGCAGUCUACGUUGCUUUGACGCGAUUCCGCCGAACCCUCAAAUAUGCCAGACUUGAGGUGCGAAUGCUGACCCACACGCUUCACAUGCCUCCCGCGCUGUCGGAGAUCUAUGGCGGACCACGACCAGAAUGGUUGAGGGAGAUUCUCGAGCGUCUACCGUGUCUGCAGGCUUUGAUGGUUUCGAAACUGCCUUUCUUUGAUCAUAAUGCCAUGAUGGCUUUGAAGGGACCCAGCAAUACGGGACACCAAUCCACCCAAACGUAUGAUGUCCGUUUGCUCCUCGCAGAUCACGAGCCAAACACCACCUCCGUAGGAAUCGCGGAGACGCUACUCCGGUUUCACGAGCUCAUAUACUUGGACCUUUCGUAUACCACUCCCGCUCGUGAUCAAAUUGUACUGUCGGCAUUGUCACAGCUCGAGCAUCUUCAAGUUCUGAAACUACGCGGAAUCGGGUUGAAAGAUCCAGAGGCCGAGUUCCUGGCCAAUGCGAUUGGCCUUAGAGUCCGCUUUUUGGAUUUACGGAAUAACUCGCUCACUGAUAUGGCUGUACGGUCAUUGUUACAGGCCUCAUUUAUGCCCCCAGAUCGUUCGCACAGCCCAGCCCAGGCCUCCUCGCCGACAACCAGGUUGCUCAGCAGCCCCAAUCUCGAUGAACUAUUUAUGAAAGCGCUGACACAGCCAUUGACGGGACGUUUGUGGGUAGAGGAUCUGCCGCAUGUUGGCGUGACCCACCUUUAUAUUGCAGAGAACCAACUCACGGUCGAGGGCGUCGCCGGACUACUAGCUUCAUCUCGUCUCCAUGCCCUCGAUGUCGGGACUGUUGACACUGCGCGGUCCCUUACGAAGGGACAGCUCUCGCUCCCAUUACCCCCUGAGGAGAAUCUCCAAGCCCUACCUGGUGCCGAAAAAUUAAUCCCUAUCUUGGGGUCGGCAGCUAAAGACAAUUUGACAUAUCUGCGCGGCCAUCAUGCCAUCUGCACCGCCGAUGCGCCUCUUAAGGAGGCCGAGUCACCAUAUGCGCUUUUGCCUGAGCUUCCCACAGAAAGUGAUUCGCCAAUCCCUCGAGAGGCUGAGUUGGAUGUUAGCCAUCAACUUCAUGAGCUGCCUGGGGGUGGUCCCGUUUUCGAGCUUCCAGCAGAACCAGUUCUUCCAGCACAAGCCGCUCCAGCUGACUCUCCCGCGGUUCGACGACAGCGAACCGUCUACGAAGACGAACCAUUGCCUAUCCGCCGACGGGGGUCGGUCUUUGCACCAGAAGUUGUACAAAAUGAAGUAAACACUGAGUCUGGCGUUGUGGUUGAAUCUGGAACCAAUCUCUCAACGUCACCAAGAUCCAUAAGGGGCUCAAUUUGUGCAUCAGACUCAUAUCCGCAGACGCUAGACCCUGUUCACCGAUGUUCAUCCCCCCUCCCCUUGGACGAUGUCCGAAGUCAGAAGAUCCAAGAGCUGCUUUCCAAACGCCCCAAGAACCAAACCCUUCCUCGGCGAGACAGCAGAGAGAAUAAGUUCCCUUACCUCCACCCUUCCCAUGUCCCUCAUCUCGAAACAUUGGUCCUCACAGACGUUCCGUCCCAUAUUCCUGCCAAGUCCCCGGUAUUGAAGUCCCUCAUCCGUUUCAUCACAGCCUGCUCGAACGAAGCUUUGCUGGCGACGCUUCAAGCUGGCUCAGACUAUUCCCUUCCUCCUGGACAAGCCCGAGCCAAGGCUGAGCAAGAACGGGCCCGGUCUCUCUUUUCACUGAGACGACUGGUGCUCGAAGUCACCCCGGUUGACAGGUCAAGAGGCCCCACAGGGUUGACAGCCUGGAAGCCUUUAAGCUAUCAUUCAGGGACAUCGAAGUCAAGUACUGGAGACCGGGACCUGGAAAAUCUCUGGUCCGCUGCCAUGGACGACUUUAGCUUCUUCGGCGAGGAUGAAUGCGGAGUGCCCCAGAACGACCCUGGGAAGUAUUUUCCCAUGGCUGUUCUCAAUGAGAAAGUAACAUUGGUUCCGGAAGACGAGGACUCCAGUUUCCCUAGUAGCUCAGAACCGGGUACCUUGUCUGAUAACAGCACCAUUCAUGCGAACCAACAUUCAAGGACGCGCAUACGGUCCCAUUUCGUCACCUCUCCACCCAACAUGGGCUUUCAUGCCGCUGGCCAAGACAGCAAUGUCCCUCCGCAACUGGAGGAGCCUGUGAUUGACGUGGUCGCCGAGCUUGCGGCCUUUCGACGCGCAAAGAAAGUCGAAUAUGAGGAGCUUGUCCGAAGUGACCGAAGACGUCGGAGUACCAUCAAUGCCAGCUCUCCGGCGUCGUUAUUAUCUCCGUCGAGUCCUGAUAUGCGGUCACCAUCGCCAUCUCCCAGCCUCACCACCGUAGCCGGAGGUGGAUCUGGGCCACUGGCUUCGAUGGCACACUUUGUCGAAGGGCACUGGAAGGGAGAGGUAAAGAUUGUGCGCAAUGCAGCGCCGAAGGGCCGCAGUGGGAUGGUAGAUAUGUACGGGAACUACUUCGAGAAGGGAUAUUUAUACCCUUGA
This is a messenger RNA of Aspergillus terreus NIH2624, 2568 nucleotides long. RefSeq lists its product as uncharacterized. NCBI's taxonomy places the organism in Eukaryota, Fungi, Ascomycota, Eurotiomycetes, Eurotiales, Aspergillaceae. The record is from RefSeq and is a predicted model, not a curated record. The transcript has 2 exons. The coding region runs from base 1 to 2568 and encodes 855 amino acids.